GCUGUUUAUUUCAACGUUAGUGGGCAGGACUAGCCUGUAGUAGCCGCCAUUUUGAGAUCUGGAACCGACUGCCCAUUUUCGGAGAAAUUGAUUGGGAUUGUUGGCCUAUCGGGGCUGAAUAUCUUCCUCAUACUUUGUCCGUUUUUCAGUCAGUUUCACGAUGUCGAAUGAGGACGAAACGAAAAAAGAGCAGCUGGUACAGCGUGCCAAGCUUGCCGAGCAAGCAGAGCGGUACGAUGACAUGGCGGCAGCCAUGAAAAGUGUGACAGAACUUCUAGAUGUAGAAUCGCCAAGCGCGUCCGGUCUGACGAACGAAGAGCGGAACCUGCUGUCUGUUGCUUACAAGAAUGUCGUGGGUGCUCGGCGUUCGUCCUGGAGGGUCAUCAGUAGCAUCGAGCAGAAGUCCGAGGGCAAUGAAAAGAAGCAACAAAUGGCAAAGGAUUAUCGUAGCAAGAUCGAGCGCGAAUUAAACGAAAUCUGUCACGAUGUUCUGGUGAGUGGCUUUGGGGUGAACCUGCUUUGGCAUGCAGUCACCUGUGUACGUAGCCUUCAUGUACAUGUACAAUGUACAACAAGGGUGAUGUACACACCCACUUCAUGCACUUGCCAGUUGCACAUGGCUGAUAAGGUUGCCAGCGGUCAACUCAUCCUGGGCAAAAUCUAUCUAGGGCCUAUGCCUACUCGUCUCCGAAAACACUUAAUGUUAGGCCCAGGCCAUUGUCGAUGUCAGGCUUGCCAACUUGAGCAUGUUGUGCUUGACUUUUUAACAUUUUGAACAAGUGGCAUGCUG
Acanthaster planci (crown-of-thorns starfish) is the source of this 790-nucleotide messenger RNA. RefSeq names its product 14-3-3 protein beta/alpha-A-like. Lineage: Eukaryota; Metazoa; Echinodermata; Asteroidea; Valvatida; Acanthasteridae. The record is from RefSeq and is a predicted model, not a curated record.